CAGAGCGGAGCGGAGCUGUGAAGCGUCACCGCGGAGCGGGCCAGCGGGCGGGCAAGCGGGCGCGAGGCGGAGCGCGGGCGGCCGGGAAAGCUCGAGGGCGGACGGCGGCGCUCGGCCCGGGCCUGCGGGAGCCGGAGACCGCGGCGGCGGCGGCGGCGGCUACUGCCGGAGGAGCCGAGGGUACCCCGCCCUGCCCGCGCCCUGCCUCAGGCCAUCGCUGCUCCCCCGGGGCCUGGUGCGGACUCGCCUCCGUGAAGUGUCACGAUGUCUGACCGGAAGGCAGUGAUCAAGAACGCAGACAUGUCUGAGGACAUGCAACAAGAUGCCGUUGACUGUGCCACGCAGGCUAUGGAGAAGUACAACAUAGAGAAGGACAUUGCUGCCUAUAUCAAGAAGGAAUUUGACAAGAAAUAUAACCCUACCUGGCAUUGUAUCGUGGGCCGAAAUUUUGGCAGCUAUGUUACACACGAGACAAAGCACUUCAUCUAUUUUUACUUGGGUCAAGUUGCAAUCCUCCUCUUCAAGUCAGGCUAGGUAGCCGCAGUGAAGGUGUCUGUGGCGGCGGCAGCGAUGGCAAGCAGGCGGCGUUGCUGGGACUGUUUUGCACUGGGGCCAGCAUCAGGAUGUCCUCUCCAAUGGCUGUGCUACUGCAUGGACUGUAUACUCGAUUUCAUGUGUAUGUCGCAGUAAACAAAACCAAACUUCUUUCUGUUUAGUUGCCUGGGGAAGAAGGCUGCUUUAUGUUUAUUUUUCAAGACUUAAAAAAUUUUUUUGGUUUAUUGCACUAGGAAAUCUCUCCCACCCCUCCCCUUUCUCUUUCUCUCCCUAUACAUAAUAAAAAGCCCUCAACAAAGCCUAUAAGACUAGGAGGGCUGGGGAAAAGAAAUAGGUUUCUGGAGGUGGAACUAAAACCGUGCAGCUGCCUCUUCCCGGUGGUGGAUGCUGCUUUGGGAGGGCCAGGGAGGCUGCCGGGGGACAGUGUUAGGAUUGGCAAGGAGGGAGGGAGUGAAAGGAGGAUAGGGGGAUUGAUUUUAGUACCAGGGAGAAUAUUCCACUGAACUGUGAUUCCACGGCUUGGGGCAGAGGGUGGGGCGGGGGCUGGAUUCUUUAAGGGGCCCUGAGACGUGUUUGUCUGUGGUGUGUGGGAGUGGGGAGCAGACUUGUCUUGCUGUCUUUGUCAGGAGAGUUUCUAAGUAAGGGCUGUGUCUUUGUGGAUUACCUUCUUUUAUUCUUCCUGCCAGAGCUCAUGCUAGGAGGAUGUCGAGGGUAGGAUUAGCUUGAUUUUUUUUUUUUUUUCUUUUCAUUCUUCUCUCCUUCUGUCUGCUCCCUGCUUAGCCCUCGGUUUUCUCAUUCCUCUGAAGUUCUCUUAGAGCAGCCCCUGUUAGUAGGCUGGCAAGGGAAUUUCAGGUGACUAGUUCCUUAGUUAGGUCUUAGCAAUCAAACCAAAUCAAUGUCUCCCAUAAUUCUCCUCUGUGUACAUGUGUGUGAGAGUGUGUGUGUGUGUCUCUUGGUUUGGGGUAGAGGGGAGGGAGGGGUAGGACUGGAAUCUCUAGGGUGUAUGGGUAGAUAGGGUGCACAGUUCUGUGUGGGGGCCUUUAUGUAAAAACUCUGAGGGUGUCUGUUUUGGGGGUGAAGAUGAGUAUCACCACUUCCUCCCUAACCAUCUGGCCUAGACACCGUUUGCCUGGGGCUGUCUGCUCCCAGGGAGGCUUUAGGAGAAUAGUCUAGGAUGAGUGGCCGUGCUGCCAUCCACCCUGGAGCUGGGUCUCAGUGGAGAGGGAAAGUGACUUUGUGAGUGGUGGCAGCCUCUCUUGGGGGGCAGGGAUGGAAGUGAUAAAAGGCUGUUGAGGGGCUUUGGGGGAACUUUGGAGGAGGUCAGUCUUAGUGAUGAAGCCAGGAAUCAGGGGAUAGAGCAGGGCUGUUAGUGGGAGGAGAUUCCAGGAGGAGCGCUGGGAAAUCUUGUCUGUGCAUCAAACAGGGAUGGGGUGGUGGGGGCGUCAUUGCUGGUUGAGCUGUUGAUUCUUAGAAAUCUCAUUAAAAACUCUUCUGUGUAGGGUUGAUGCUGUGGGGGGGUGGGGGGUGGGAGGGGAUUAGGGAUCCAGCUCAUUUUUUUUUCCUCCAUCCUUGGGAUUGGUGGGGAGGCAGGAGAAUGCCCCCUCCCCAAGCCUUUAGUGUGUGCUGAGCUUUCUUUUUGAUGCUGACAGGGGAGGGUGGGGACUGGGAUGGUGAGUGAGUUCCCUAUAUCAGAUCUUUUUGGUGGGCACAAGACUGCUUGAUUUUUGGUUUUAUUUUUUUAAUGAAUGUCCAAAUCUAUGUUUCCCCCUGCCCUCCCAGACUUAUGUGGCCAGUUGGAAAUGUCUGGUUUGUGUUCAUCUCUCCCUCAUUUCUGGAGCAGGGGUUGAGACCCCACCACAUCUCCUAUGCUCUGCAUCCACGCCUCUUUUGGACAUUAAAGGUCGAUUGAUGCACUCCUGA
Molecule: messenger RNA, 2475 nt
Organism: Phacochoerus africanus (Common warthog)
Lineage: Eukaryota; Metazoa; Chordata; Mammalia; Artiodactyla; Suidae
Gene: DYNLL2
Product: dynein light chain LC8-type 2
Exons: 3
Coding region: 265-534 (89 amino acids)
Biological process (GO): microtubule-based process; cilium assembly
Cellular component (GO): cytoplasmic dynein complex
Molecular function (GO): dynein intermediate chain binding; dynein light intermediate chain binding
Source: RefSeq, a predicted model, not a curated record